AUGAAAGAUUAUACAACGGCAUUGACAUAUUAUCAAAAAGGAUUAGAAAUACGUGAAAAUAAACUACCAAAAAAUCAUCCUGAUUUAGCUGUAGUAUAUCACAAUUUGGGGAAAUUAUAUUUAUCUACUCGACAAUAUAAUAUGGCAAUGAAAAAUGUUCAACAAGCCGUAGAAAUUGCUCAAGAAAAAUUACCUUCAAAUCAUCCACAUAUUUUGGAAUAUAAAGAAACAUUUGAAAAAAUUCGAAAGAAAAUGUAA
Molecule: messenger RNA, 258 nt
Organism: Rotaria sp. Silwood1
Lineage: Eukaryota; Metazoa; Rotifera; Eurotatoria; Philodinida; Philodinidae
Source: the annotation of a GenBank genome assembly